GACAAUUUUCCGUUGGAAGCAUCGUCUUCUCCAGUUUUUUAAUUAAUUUUGUUGUGAUAACAAAAGAGGUUCUGAUGCGCCAGUAAUGGAUGUCACAUAAAGUGUCGUCUCUUAAGGUUUCCAGCCACUUUAAAACAAUGUAAAUCAUGUGAAAUGGCAACGAGUGAUUGGAGUUCAACGAACACGGACGGUGGAGUUUCUGCAACCCGGUCGCUUUCUCCCAUAGCUGUGUCGACAGGCUCUCCUCAAGACAGCGGGAAUAGUUCACCGCAUUCUCCAGUAUUCGCUCAAGAUAGCAUCGACCAGACUGAAGACAUGAAUGAGACAUCAAAGGAAAAAAGCCAUGUGGCUGAAUAUGAAAAAGAAAUUCAAGAACUGAGAGGGCAAAUUCACAAAUUGCAGGAGGCUGGAAAUAUCAAGGAUUAUUCUGAAAAUAUCAAUCAGCUUAAGAAACAGUUACAAAAUGUUGGGGAAGCCUUGGAAGAAACACGGCAAACUGGCAAAAAUGAAGAACACAAGACCAACCAAUUACUUGCAGAAAAGGAAAAUAUGAUUCUCCAACUUACAAACCAACUCCAGAUUGAGGGAGAGGAGAAAAGGAAACUUCAUGUUGUAAUUGAGGAACAAGAAAGUUUGUAUGCUGAAUUGCAAGAAAAGUGUUCCUCCCUUGAAACCCAGAGAUCAAGUCAAGGAGAAACUUUGCAAAAGCAAAUGAGAGAUCUGGAGUUCUACUCUGAAAAGGAGGAGAGAUUGAAGAAGGAGAUUGAGCAAAAUCAGGAACGUAUCAAAACAUUGGAGGAAAGCAUUGAAGCCGAGAGAGCUGCACACUUAGAAACAAAGUUCAACUCAGAGAUCAUUCAGUUAAGAGUGCGAGAUCUUGAAGGUGCACUGGAGGUGGAAAAGUCUGUAGUGGAUGAAGCCAAACAUAACCUUGAUACAUUGACAAAGCAACACAGGGAGCUUGAAGCGGCUUUUGAAGAAGAGAGAGAUGCUUGUAAAUCAGAGAAAUCAAAAGCGGUUGGUUUAGAAGAAAGCCUUGCGAAUGAAAGAAAGAAAAUGCAAGAAGAAAUCGAUGAAAAGCUGAAGAUCAUCACAGACUUGUCCAAACAGCUUGAAGUUCAUCAGAAGAACUUUGAUGCCUUAAAACAUGAACUUACUCAGGCAAAGAAACGCCAAAUUCAACUGGACACCACCUAUGGUAGUAGCAUGCGUGAACUUGAACUCCUCCUUGACAAUUUUCAGAUUGAAAAACCGGAGGAACACAAACGACAAGGCCACAAGAAAGAGAAACAAAAGGCCUUGUCACCGGCUGCUGUUUUAGAAAAUCUUCGUCACACACUGGUUGAUUAUCAAAACAGAUGUUCCAGUGCUUCAGCUGAGUACAAAAGGAUGCGAGAGCUUGGUGAGAAGUUAUCAACAGACUGUGAACAUUACAAGGAAAUGGUGACUAGUAGGGACAAGGCUAUGAAAGAGGCGGAAAAAACAGUUGCAACUAAAGUUAAAGAGUUGGCCAAAUCACGCCAAGAAUGUGCUGAGAAGGAAGCUACCAUUGCAGCCAUGAAAAUAGACUUACAAACACUGAACAAGGCACUAGAAGAAGCGCAAAACAAAGUUGAAAACUCAAAGGAAGAGCAUCUCAAAGUCAAGAGUGUUUUAAAUCGUGAAGACGAGGCUCAUCGCAUGUUCCUGCAUUCCUUGUACCAGCGGAUGAUUACUGGACAAGUGUAUGUUUCCUCACCAGACUCCGCGCUAUCCAAAUAUUCCUGGACGGACAUGUGUAAUUUGGUGUCAGAGCAAGUGUCAGCUCAUCUCAGUGAGCUUAAUAGAGCGACUGAAAGGAUUCAGCACCUCGAAAGUGUGUUGUCAAGCAAAGAAGAGUCACUCCGACAUGAACAAGAAGCUCACGAACAAACAGUGACCAAGCUCUCCUCUGCCAUCAAAGACCGCGAAAAAACGCAGACAUUAGCAGACCAAGCUUGGGAAAGAGCUCACGAAACAGGUCAGGUUAAGGACACACUUGAAAUGGAGAACGCCCGGCUGCAGUUGUCUUUGGAGGAAAUGCAGAGAAGCGAAUCUUCUUUGUUAACCGUUUGCGCGCUUCUUGCCGGCGCCUUAUGGCCUGCGUUUGGGAGAAUACGAGCCUUGGCCUCUCAACGGAGAAUAUUAUCUGAAUAUGUGAGAACAUUGGAAUCCCUUCGAGAUAAGACGAACACUUUGGGGGAAAUGUUAAGCCACGAGAUGGAAGCCGAGAAGAGGGAAAAAGGUGACGCUGGGUCGAAAGAGCGGUCCCUAAGAGAUGGCCGCUGUCCCGUGUUGGUGUUUAGAGUGGGUGUCAUCGCUGUCAUUGCUGCCAACAGACUGCGUCAUUUUGGUUCUUAUAGUUUAAAGUUGUUUGUCUCGUCUGAAUCUCCUGGCGAGUUUGGCGGAAUGUCUAUUGUGUGCUGCGGGAAAAUGUCAAGGAAAGCUGACUUCAAGGGUGUGGUUAACAACCACAAACGGGAAUCUUCCCCCGCGGACACGUCACGCACAAGUGCUAGAGUGACGUCCGCACAGGCUUGGUUAACCAGCUCUCAGUUACAAAGUCACCUGAUCGGUGCUGUGAGCGAAUUGCAGUCGGCUCUCAAUAAGACGCACGAGGCAGAGGAUGGAGACUCUACGUGGGACGAACAAGAUGGAUCUAGCAGAGCACAGAGUCCUUCGACUGGCAGCAAUAUAAUAGCAGCAGCAAGAAGCGCGUACAGUAAAAUUAUCUCCAGGCUUCAAACAGAGUUUUCUGGCCGGGUGAUAGGAGAAGAGGCUUGGCACGAGAGGUACUCAGGCUUCCGAGGGGAGAUGAUGGCGUCGUUGGGCUUGGGACUCCAGCAAUGGCUGGCUAAAGCACCUGCGCGUGGUUUAUCUUACAUAUCGUCUCAGCGAACCAUUAGUGCCCUUCAAAGUCAUAUCCUUGGCUUUACCCAGCGCCUUCAUGCGGCGGAAGUCGACAGACGUUCACUAAGACUUGAACUCUCCAGAAGUAAACAAGAGACUGCUGGGAUGAAGAGUGCCCAGUCCUCUUCUGAGACGCAGCAUCGUAAGACCAAGGAGGAAGCGCGAGGCCUGGAGGAGAGACUUCAGGAGAUGAAAGAGGAGAUGUUGUCCAUGGUACCUAUAACUCGUUUUGAAAAUGUUUGUGAAGAACUCAAUAACGCUCUGAAGCGAGAGCAACAGGCCCAAGCCCUACUUAAUGAGCAGACCACUCAGAUGCAAGAAAUGGGAGAGAGAUUGGAACUUCACGCCAACCAAGGAGAAGAAAAGGAUGUCACACUCGCUGAAGCAGUCAAGGGUCUCACUGAGGCAAAGAUGGAGCUUCGCCGGAAAGAACACGCCGUCCGUCAGGUCUCAAAGCAAAUGACUUACAUGGAAAACGAGAAAAACGCUUUAAUAGACAGACUAAACGAUGCCGAAAAAACCAUGACUGCCGCUGCAAGGGAGAAAGAAGCUUUAACGGGUUACUUGAAGUCGGUCGACAGAGCCCUGGAACAGAGCAAAGAUCAAGUACGACUAUCUAAGGGUGCCAUAGGGCCCUAUGAGCACACUCUGCCCCAACUCAUUCUUCCAGACGAGCGGUUAGCGAUGGAUGGUUUAAGCUUGAGUCCCGAAUUAUUAUCUUGCCAGCAUGUUGUGGCGUCAUUUAUCGAGUGCCAGCAGCAGGCAUUGGACCGUAUUUCCGAGCUUGAAAUGGAUAAACAACACGCUAUGUCACGCUUGACACAAUUAGAAGAAGAAAUUAGGUCACACAAGGCACACAUAGCCACCCUGAAGAACGAGCUGGCUGCUGCCUGUAGAAGGCCCAUGAGCGACGACGGGCUGAGUGAACCUGGGCACUACAUUCCUGGCGGGGAUGGGUUUGCCGGCAAGGACUCUUCGCUGCAUCGCUUUUCAGAUCAUAAAGAUGACGACAACUUCAGGAGUUUCAUUCCUUUGUCGGCUCAUCGCGAUUCCAGUGCAUCUUUCAGGCCUUCGUUGGCCUCAACCAGCGGUCACCCAGACAGAAGUAAAGGCAGCUAUGGAAGUCCAAAGAGACGCUUGACAUCGAGCUACAGAAAACAGGGGAAGAAGCUUGGACAAGACUUCUCCCAACUGCUUGAUCAAGGACUUUGAGAGCAAAGGCUCUUGAAGAUGUGUCUUCAUUUGCUAGCAAAGCCUAUAGUGGACGAUAUUUUGAUAUUUAACUCAGUUCGGUUUUGGCAAGCCAUACAUUCAAGCAUGUUAUGAGUUUGGCGUUGGUGAAAGCGAAAGUAAAAACUAUCAAAAGCCGUGGACCAUGGCUCUUGUUUAGCUUAAAUCCCCUUUAAUCGGAAUAACCAAGUCGCUCUAGACAUGCUAGUUGGAAGAGAAAUUUCAUUCUGGAGCUGUAUGGAAGAAGCUUAUUUAAAUACAUUUACAUAGAUUAUUCAAUGGUAGUGUGUAUUUGAGAGUGUUGUAAGUUAUUUUAGUACAAUAAAGAGUUAUACUUUUAA
Messenger RNA from Stylophora pistillata, 4499 nucleotides. RefSeq names its product coiled-coil domain-containing protein 171. The record is from RefSeq and is a predicted model, not a curated record. Lineage: Eukaryota; Metazoa; Cnidaria; Anthozoa; Scleractinia; Pocilloporidae.